AUGCUCGACGACAGCCUCCCCACGUUUCGCUUCCAGCCCUCCUCCGACAACCCGCUGCACACCCUCCUCUACUUCACCCACAACGGCUCCGAGCCCGCCGCCGAGUACCUUCUCAAGCGCCCGCCCCCCGGCCAGGCCAAGAACCAGUACGCCCUCGGCCUCGUCGACGUCCACUACUCCUCUGUCAUCUACGGCGAGGUCCUGGUGCGCCCGCAAUGGACCCAGCCCUCGCUCUCCGCCGCCGAGUUGCGCGCCCAGGGCGGCGUGUCUACCGUCGUCCCCAUAAUCCCCGAUGCGCUGCCCGUGUCGCUCUACAACCCGGACCAGACUGUCCCGCUGCGCCUACAGAGGAGCAGCUUCAAGUCCGACUCCUGGGAGUUUGAGAUGCCCGAGCAGACCUUCAAGCCGCCCAGCGCCUCCCAGAUCGACCAGGACAGCGCGUCGGCCGGCCUCGCCGAGCUGACCCCCAAAGUGCUGUUCCGCUGGAAGCGCGACUCGCGCCUGAGCAAGGACAUGACGUGCUACAUGACGGGCCGCAGCUUCGGCGGGAAGAAGAGCAAGGAGCCUGACAUCACCAUCGCCAUGUACCACGCGUCCUCCAAGCAGAGCACAGUGACCAUCUACGAGCCCAACAUGGCUCGCGUCGAGGUCGAGGACCGCAAGGGCCUCGAGGUCGUGCUGCUGCUAAGCGCCGAGGUCAUACGCGACCUCUACCUGAUGCCCAAGCAGAACCCCUUCAACACAUCCGGCGCCCCCGUACCCGUCGGCUCGACAGAAACGCACGCCGCCACGAGUCCCACGUCAUCAUCGCCGCCGGCACAAGCGGCGUUCGCGUCCGGUGCGCUCCCACCACCACCACCAAGCUCCUCCGGCCGUCCGUCGCCAGCCGGCGGUCGCGACGCGCAGCAACAGGCUGCCAUCGACACCGAGACCAAGCGGCUGCAAGCCAUGGUGGCUGAGGAGGAGCGCAAGUCGCGGGACCGCGACCGCCGCGACCAGGAGGAGCAGCGGCGCAUCCAGGCCAUGCUGGAGCGCGAGGAGGAGGAGCGCCGCCGGCGGAAGCAGGCCGAGGUCGACGAGGAGACGGAGCGCCUGCGGCGGCAGUACGGCCUGCCGGCGGAAACGCCCUCGCUGCCGCCGCGACCCGGGGCGCAAGGCGGCAGCGGUGGGUGGUUCGGCGGCGCCUCGGGACAGGCGGCGCCCCCGCCGCGACCGAACAGCACGGGACCGCCGGGAGGGAGCGGCAGCAGCUACACGAUGCCGGCGCAGCAGGCGCAGCAGCAACACGGGCGCGCGUACAAGCUGGGCACGGCGCUGGGAUCGCUGCUGCACGGCAAGGACGAUAAGGAUCACAAGGUGAAUAAGAAGCGAAGCGUGCAUUUUUAG
Messenger RNA from Cordyceps fumosorosea ARSEF 2679, 1386 nucleotides. RefSeq lists its product as hypothetical. The transcript has a single exon. The record is from RefSeq and is a predicted model, not a curated record. Lineage: Eukaryota; Fungi; Ascomycota; Sordariomycetes; Hypocreales; Cordycipitaceae. The coding region runs from base 1 to 1386 and encodes 461 amino acids.